This is a messenger RNA of Helianthus annuus (common sunflower), 2860 nucleotides long. Its product is annotated as WD repeat-containing protein 48. The record is from RefSeq and is a predicted model, not a curated record. Lineage: Eukaryota; Viridiplantae; Streptophyta; Magnoliopsida; Asterales; Asteraceae. Gene Ontology annotation, molecular function: ubiquitin binding. Gene Ontology annotation, biological process: protein deubiquitination; double-strand break repair via homologous recombination. Bases 262 to 2514 code for a protein of 750 amino acids. The transcript is spliced from 19 exons.
GGGCCAGGUGUAGAUGGGCCGAACAAAAAAUCAAAUGAGGAUGGGUGAUACAGAGCGAGCGGGUCAGGAUGCGCGAUCGCACAGCCCUAAUCGCCUGAUUCUUCUUCACUCUUCUUCUUCUUGAUCAACGACGAUUCCUUCAAUCGCAGAGACCUAAUCCUCCCCCUGCUACUUCGACUUGAGAUGCAAUAUUAUUUCUGGGUUCUCGCUACUUUAACUUGAGACAGACAGAGCCCUAAUCCCGCUGUUGGAAGUUCUGCGAUGCAUCGUGUGGGAAUUGCAGGCAGUGCCUCUAAUUCGGUCCGUUCUCGUAAAGAGAAGAGAAUUACAUAUGUACUGAAUGACACUGAUGACACAAAGCAUUGUGCAGGUGUAAACUGUUUGGCUGUAUUAAAGCCAUCGAAACCAGAUAACUCAAGUUACCUCUUCACAGGGAGCCGUGAUGGUACAUUAAAGCGAUGGGAAUUGAAUGAGGAGGAUGCCACAUGUUCAGCAACCUUUGAAUCUCAUGUUGACUGGGUCAAUGAUGCAGUCCUUGUAGGAGGGAAUACUCUUGUAUCUUGCUCCUCGGAUACUACCGUCAAGGCAUGGGAUUGCUUUUCUAAUGGAACUUGCACAAGAACUUUUCGUCAACACACAGAUUACGUCACUUGUCUUGCAGCAGCAGAAAGAAACGGCAAUAUUGUGGCCUCUGGCGGGCUCUGUGGUGAGGUGUUUAUUUGGGACGUUGAAGCUGCACUUGCUCCCGUCACCAAGUCCGGCGAGGCGGCUGACGAGGACCGUUCUAGCAGCACCAAUGGCUCGGGAAUUUCUAGUCUACGUACUAUUGGCUCAAGUAACAACAUUUCAAUGCAAACAAGUUUACCUCAAGGAUAUGUUCCUAUCUCUGCUAAAGGACAUAAAGAAUCUGUGUAUGCAUUAGCGAUGAAUGAUACUGGAAAUGUUCUGGUUUCUGGUGGAACAGAAAAGGCAAUACGUGUUUGGGACACACGAACUGGUUCAAAGAUGAUGAAGCUUAGAGGACAUACGGAUAAUAUUAGGGCUUUGCUUCUUGAUUCCACAGGGAGGUUCUGUUUAUCAGGGUCCUCUGAUUCUAUGAUCAGAUUAUGGGAUCUUGGGCAGCAGCGAUGUGUGCACUCAUACGCCGUUCAUACCGAUUCUGUUUGGGCACUUGCUAGUACUCCAACUUUCAGCCAUGUCUAUAGUGGCGGAAGAGAUCUUUGUUUGUAUUUAACGGACCUUGCAACAAGGGAGAGUAUAUUGCUUUGCACAGAAGAAAAUCCUAUUCAACAACUAGCAAUGCACGAUGACAGUAUUUGGGUUGCAACCACUGAUUCUUCUGUUCAUAGAUGGCCUGCUGAAGGCCGAAAUCCUCAAAAGGUGUUUCAACGAGGCGGUUCUUUCCUAGCUGGCAACCUGUCCUUUUCACGAGCACGGGCUUCCAUGGAAGGAUCUACUCCCGUUCCUGUGUAUAAAGAACCGACUUUCAGUAUUGAUGGAAUUCCGGGGAUAAUACAGUAUGAAAUUUUGAACAACAAAAGACAUGUUCUGACUAAGGAUAAUGCUGGUUCUGUGAAGCUUUGGGAGAUCACUAGAGGUGUUGUGAUUGAGAACUAUGGACAGGUUUCAUUUGAAAAGAAGAAAGAAGAACUGUUUGAGAUGGUCAGCAUCCCCUCUUGGUUCACUGUAGAUAGCAGGCUCGGAAACCUAUCUGUCCAUUUGGACACCCCGCAGUGCUUUUCUGCAGAGUUGUAUACUAUGGAUCUUAACAUCACCGAAAAACCCGAGGAUGACAAGAUUAACUUGGCACGAGAAACCCUCAAAGGACUACUGGCUCAUUGGCUAUCUAAGAAAAAGCAUAAACUCGGGUCCCACCCUUUGGCGAAUGGGGAACUGCCACCUGGCAGGGAUAUUUCUACUAGAAGUAUUACACUUUCAAAAGUAGAAGUAGACGGCACACCUGAAAACGACUCUAAAGUCUAUCCUCCAUUUGAGUUCUCAACUACUUCCCCUCCUUCAAUUAUUACCGAGGGGUCCCACAAUGGUCCAUGGAGAAAGAAAAUUACGGAAAUGGACGGGACUGAAGAUGAUAAAGAUUUUCCUUGGUGGGUUCUAGAUUGCGUUUUGCAUAACCGUUUGCCCCCACGAGAAAAUACCAAGUGUAGCUUCUAUUUACAGCCAUAUGAAGGUUCAACCACCCAAACCGUGACACAAGGGAAGCUGAGUGCACCACGUAUUCUAAGAAUACACAAGGUUGUUAAUUAUGUAUUGGAGAAGUUGGUUUUGGACAAGCCAUUGGAUAGUUUGAGUAUCGAUGGAACUUUUGCUCCCGGCGGAGGAGACGGGUCUUUUAGAUCUGGACUGAAACCGUGGCAAAAACUUAAGCCUUCUAUAGAAAUCUUAUGCAAUAAUCAGGUCUUGACACCUGACAUGAGCUUAGCUACGGUGCGAGCUUAUAUAUGGAAAAAGCCCGAGGACGUUGUUCUCAACUACAGGAUCGUUCCUGGAAGAUGAAGUCAUGUUGAGGCGAGUGAGUGUAUGCUGUUGUGCUGGAUUUUGGGAUUCUAAGAUGCUUCUUGUAUUUGACAGCAUCCACUUGGGACAGUGAUUAGUUUGUGAAGAGUUGAAGGAUUGCUAGUUUUGAUUAAAGAAAUAGCUGUUGAAUACAGAAGAGAGAGGAUCUGGUGAAAAAAAAAAAAACUUAAUUGGAUGUUUAAUACUUGCAAAUAAUACAAUGUCAACCAGAUAAGUUUGUGUUUUGUAUACCUUAUUCAAGUCUCCCAUUGGAUUCUUAUAUUUUUGUAACUAAUCUAAACUUUAGAAGAUGAUGAUGACUAAUUAAUCUUUGUUUUGAGCAUUC